AUUCUGUCACAAUUGAAUUAGUUGUAUAAAUUUUUUGACAAAAAGGCUAAUGUAAUGUAUUACAAUUUUUUGUAGGGGACUAAAAACAUUUUUUUUUUCCUUAAGGACUAACUAGAGUUACGUGUUUUUUGUGAGGGACCAAAACAAAACUUCACUUUUUUUUAAUGAAAAAUGCUUCAUUUAUUAUAUUUAUAAAUCAAUGUUUUAACUUUUAUUCCUCCAUUUAUUAUAUUUAUAAAAUAGUGGUCAUAACUCAAAAGGAGUAAGGACCAUAAGCAAACAGAAAAGUGUAUACUCAAAUCAUGUCUAUACCAUAGUUUCAUUUUCCUUUGAGUCAUAUUUUACAUCAUCAAAUUCAAACCAAAAAAAAAAAAAAAAGCAAAAAUCAAAAUCUUUUCAAACCCGAAAAAUGAUCAAUGAUGGUGUCAAUCAUCUUUCAAUUGACAAAUCUUUUAGAAUAAAGCAAGAUGAUAAAUUCUUCUCAAGGCUAAAGUCCAAGGAAGCUUCUAGUGCCAACACUUCAUCAAGAAUUAUGUAUUAUGGAGAAACAUCAAUUGCUAUUCCCUUUGUUUGGGAGGCACAACCUGGUACUCCUAAACAUCCUUUGUCUGAAACCUCUAUACCUCCCCUUACACCCCCACCUUCAUAUUUUUCCAAAAAAUCCAAAACCAACAAAAAAAGAAAACCUAAAAUCAAUAUUUUUUCAUGUAUUUUUCCAAAGUUGGUAGAUUCAAGGAAGACUACUCAUCCAUCAUCUACAUCAUCUUUGUCAACGUCCUCGUCAUCGUCAUCAUCGUCAACGUAUUCGUAUUCGAUGAGAGACAACAAUCAUGGAAGUUUCUCUUCCUCAUGUUCUUCAACAAAUGUUAGAGGUGCAAACAAAGGUAGAGGAUGCUAUCCUAUUGGGAAAAUUAUCAAGAAUGUAAGUGUUGAUCAUGGAGCAGGCUAAUUUGUGAAGGUAAUACCUUCAAAAAGAAAUUUAUUUUCUAAAUGGUGUACUAGUAAUUUUAAAUGUGGUUGUUUGAUUUGAUGAAUAUUAUGUUUGUUUAAAUGUGAUGGACAUAUAUAUUGAUUUCAUAUGCCAUCAUCAAGAUAAAAAAAUGUACAUGCUUUAUAUUAGAAUUAUCCUCUCCCCUGUAUUUUGUCAUGUGCCCUUCUUUUGCUUUUUUAUUUAUUUAUUUAUUUUAUAAUAUAAUCC
Messenger RNA from Trifolium pratense (red clover), 1198 nucleotides. RefSeq lists its product as uncharacterized. Lineage: Eukaryota; Viridiplantae; Streptophyta; Magnoliopsida; Fabales; Fabaceae. Bases 410 to 949 code for a protein of 179 amino acids. The transcript has a single exon. The record is from RefSeq and is a predicted model, not a curated record.